AUGGGCGUUCGGCACUCCCGCGCUCGGUGGGGUGGAUCCAAAGAUCCCAGCUCGACUAUCACAAAAUUCAAGCAUAUGCCAUCCAAGCUAAUUUACUUCGAGGAUACACCGAUCAUCCUAUCUCACGAUUCAAUCCUCAGGGAGGUCUGGAGAUCGACUGACGAAGGCAAAACCUGGAACUUGAUCUCAGCCGUACCCACCGGUGACGCUUGGUUGGUCGUCGAACAUACCUGGGAUAACCGGGUUGCAUUCAUCCUCAGUCGGGGCAGUAAACAUUGGAGGACGAUCAACAGGGGAGAUAGCUGGCAGAGCUUUACCACCUCCGAUCAACCGAGCAUCUCUGGAUCCCCCUUAGCCUUCCACUCCACCAAAUGGAAUUGGAUCCUCUUCAGCGGUCAGAAGUGCGAAAGUUUGGGAAGUUGGAAGGGCAAAUUAUGUUACGAUGAAACUUGGGUUACUUCCGAUGCAUUCGAAACGCAGCCCAAAAUGAUGAUCCAGCAUUCGACCAAAUGCAUGUGGGCGUAUUCAAACAAACACUUCUCGUCUUCCGUCCCAGAAGAGAUGAUUUACUGUAUAACCAAGGAGGCCCCUGGCGAUCAGUCUGAUUCGAAAAGCUUGAAAUCCACCUCGGCAUCAUUACUCGAUCGAUUGAAAGCAUUGGCCGGCCAAAUGGUUAACGAUCGUGAAUCCCGUCUAUACAGCAGCAAAGAUUUCUUUGUCAAAGACCGUCAGUAUGUCGAUCUCGGUCUCGGCAAAAACGGUCGGGGUGUCGUCGGAAUGGGUGCUGUACAGCGAUACAUCGUCGUAGCCUUGAAGCCUGGUAGCAUCUUUUCAGAGGCGAUCGACGGCCAAUCCAGUCCAGAUGAAAUGCUACUCUUUGUCACUAGUGACGGCUUGAAUUGGGCAAGAGCUAACUUCCCACACGGUCACGGUCUCAAAGAAAACGCGUACACGAUCGUCGAAUCAACACCCCAUUCAAUCAUGGUCGACGUUCUAACCAACCCAGCCGCCGGCGCAGGGACGAUGUUUACUUCUGAUUCAAAUGGAACUCAUUUCAUCAAAAGUCUAGAAAAUACCUCUCGUUCCUCAUCCGGUAUCGUAGAUUUCGAGAAAGUUGUUUCCAUCGAAGGCAUCUCCAUCGCAAAUACCGUUUUGAACGUCGACGAAGUCAAAGGCUCCAAAGAGCGCAAGAAAGUCCAAACUAAAAUCACCUUCGAUGAUGGAGGCCAUUGGUCCUUGGUCAAGGCCCCCGCCGUCGAUGCCCAUGGGAGCAAAUUUCACUGUGAUGUCUCAGAUAUUCAAUCAUGCGCUCUACAUCUCCAUUCCGUCACUCAACCGCACAAUUUUGGACGGGUAUUCUCGACGCCAUCCCCGGGGAUAUUGAUGGGGAUAGGAAAUGUCGGAGAACACUUGCUACCAUACGUGGAAGGCGAUACAUUCCUAAGCAUAGAUGGCGGCUUGAAUUGGAAAAUGGUUAAAGAGGGUGCAAGGAAAUACGAAAUCGGAGAUCAAGGUGGUCUACUGGUGAUGGUCGAUGACGAGGAAACCACGGAUGAGGUGGAUUAUAGCUUCAAUUUUGGGAAAACUUGGUCGACUUACAACUUCAACCAAAAGCUGAGAGUCAAGCUAUUAACCUCUGUACCCGACGCAACUUCUCAAAAAUUCCUCUUGUUGGGAACGAUACCUAAAAAAUCUUUACCUUCGUCGUCAAAGGCCGACAGACAAGUAGUGAUCCAACUAGACUUCAGUCAAAUGAAUCGAAAGAAGUGCAAAGAUUCGGAUUUUGAAAACUGGUAUGCCAGAAAGGUGGAUGGUCAUCCCGACUGUUUGAUGGGUCAUAAGCAAUUUUUCAAACGCAGAAAACCUGAUGCCGAUUGCUACGUCGGAGAGAAAUUCCAGGAACCAGAGAGUCAUGAAGAGAAUUGUCCAUGUACCGACGAAGAUUUUGAAUGUGAUUAUAACUAUGCACCCGACAAUGGCUUAUGUAUCCUGUCGGCACCUGAGACGAUUCCAGCCGGCCAAUGUGCCAACCCCAACGACAAGUUUCUUGGCUCAUCUGGAUAUCGACUGAUACCAGGAAAUACAUGUAACCGUGCGAUUGGAUUGAAGAAGGAUGAACCUAAGCUCAAGGAUUGUACCGAAGGAAACGCCGCGCCUGGUCAAGUAACCCAUCAACGAUUCCAAUUCCCCGGAUUAGUUUUGGAGCAGGUCUAUUUUGAAGACAGUCACACCGUGCUAGUCUUUACAUCCGAGAACCAGGUCUGGCAGUCUAAAAAUCAAGGGUUUAGCUGGGAUGAACCAGUGAAAGAUGUCAAGUUUAUCUCGCUGCAAAUUCAUCCUUAUUCUCGUGAUCGGGCCUAUCUUAUUGCACCGGAUCGAACGAUCUAUUAUACCACCGAUAAAGGCUCCAGUUGGAAUAAUCUCAGGACUCCCUUGGAAGCGAAUCUUCUGGGGAUACCUCUAUUGGAUUUCCAUCCCACCCGGCCAGAUUGGCUGAUCUGGACUGGUAGCGAGGGAUGCAUCGAAAGUCAGGGUGACAAUUGCAAGGCGGUGGCUUAUUAUUCGAAGGAUAACGGUCGCUAUUGGAAUAAAAUCGACGACUAUGUUCGAGUUUGUAGUUGGGGGCGCGACAAGAAAUUCAAGGCUGACGAGCGACUCAUAUUUUGCCAAGCAUAUCAACACAAACGGGGCUCGCAGAAAGCGAUGGACGAUAAUCCACUUCAAUUAAUCGAAGGUCGCAACUUCUAUGAUGAAAAGAAGAGGCUGUUCGAGUCGAUCGUUGGAUUUGCUACGUUCGAAGAAUUCAUGGUUGUCGCCCAAAUCGCUUCAAACGGAGAACACUUGAACCUGUUUGCAUCAAUGGACGGAUCUCAUUUUGCGUUGGCCCAAUUCCCCCCGAACCUCAAGAUUGAGAAUAAAGCAUACACGGUCUUGGAGUCGACAACGGAUGCCGUCUUUUUGCACGUGACUACGAAUGGACAAGCUGGAUCGGAAUUCGGAUCUCUGUUCAAGUCUAAUUCAAACGGUACCUAUUAUUCCUUAUCCCUCGAUCACGUCAAUCGCAAUAGUAAAGGAUAUGUCGACUUUGAGAAGAUGAUGGGUCUUGACGGAAUAGCCGUCAUGAAUAUUGUCAGUAAUCCAGAUGAAGCAAUCGUCACUCGACAAAAGAAACUAGUCACCCGAAUCACACAUAAUGAUGGUGGUCGGUGGAAGCCAAUCGCCCCACCGGCCAAGGACUCUCUUGGACAGCCAUACAGCUGUUCGUCGACGGCUUGCGCACUUCACAUCCAUGGCUACACCGAGCGAGUCGAUCCGCGAGCCACUUACAGCUCCCCCUCCGCCGUUGGUUUAAUGAUGGCUGUUGGGAAUGUCGGCCAUAGUCUUGCGCCUUACAAGGAGUCGGACACGUUCUUAACUCGGGAUGGCGGCUUCACAUGGGAAGAGGUUGCAAAAGAUGCCCACAUGUGGGAAUAUGGAGAUCAGGGCUCGAUCUUGGUCUUGGUAAACGAUGAAGGCCCAACUGAUCGAGUCAAAUAUACCCUUGAUGAAGGUCUUACAUGGAGUGAAUAUGUCUUCGGGGAUACGCCGAUCAGAGUGACGUCAAUCCUGACUGUCCCUGACGAUACGAGCCGGAAGUUCAUCUUAUUCGGUUUCACAAAGCAAUCUGGACAGAGUACCGUAGUCAUUCACUUGGACUUCUCGAAGAUCACAAAUGUGAAAUGUGUUUUGGAUACAACUGAUCCGAAUCAUGACGAUUUUGAAUUAUGGUCACCAUCAGAAACUCGAACCGAGCCGUGCCUGUUUGGGCGCCAGACUUUAUACUACCGCAGAGUCCGAUCACCCUCACGUCUUUGUUACGUCGGCGAGAAACUACCCCAGCCACACAAAAUCCAGCGGAAUUGUUUGUGUUCCGAGGAGGAUUUCGAGUGCGAAUUCAAUUAUAGACGGGACCCGAUCAGUCACAAAUGUGUUUUGGUACCCGGCGCUACGCCAUUAGCCUCCGAACCGAAUUGCGCCUGGAAUGAAUCGUUCUGGCAUGAAAGAACGGAGUUCAGGAAAAUACCUUAUUCAAGUUGUGAAGGAGGUAUUCAACUCGACAAGGGCCGUCAGCACAUUUGCCCCAAUGCAUCCGGACACGGGGUAUUCUGGUGGGGAACUGUGGUCGUGGCCCCGGCGAUCCUCUUUGGGCUGGGCGGCUUUUGGUGGAUGAGACGAAGAGCAGGCGGAGAUGUCUCGGGUUGGAGACGAGGAGUGAUUCAUUUGCCAGAUGGAGGUCGCAGACCAGGUGGUGAGACCGGAGUUAGUGAAAUGCUAGACACGAUAGCCAGCAUUCCUUGGUUCCUGCUCGGCGUCGGAAGCGCGUUGUGGGGCUAUUUAAUCACGAGUCCUUUGGUCACUAAGUGGGUUGGUGGAGGUCGACAAGGAUACCGACAAGUUAGCUUGGAUGAUGAUGCCGAACUGCUACAGGAUUAUGAAGAUUGA
This is a messenger RNA of Puccinia triticina, 4482 nucleotides long. RefSeq lists its product as uncharacterized. The record is from RefSeq and is a predicted model, not a curated record. Gene Ontology annotation, cellular component: membrane; Golgi apparatus. The coding region runs from base 1 to 4482 and encodes 1493 amino acids. Gene Ontology annotation, molecular function: protein binding. Gene Ontology annotation, biological process: Golgi to vacuole transport; protein targeting to vacuole; Golgi to endosome transport. Lineage: Eukaryota; Fungi; Basidiomycota; Pucciniomycetes; Pucciniales; Pucciniaceae. The transcript is spliced from 8 exons.